Molecule: messenger RNA, 2671 nt
Organism: Salvia splendens (bonfire salvia)
Lineage: Eukaryota; Viridiplantae; Streptophyta; Magnoliopsida; Lamiales; Lamiaceae
Product: phosphatidate phosphatase PAH1
Exons: 10
Coding region: 1-2511 (836 amino acids)
Biological process (GO): lipid metabolic process
Molecular function (GO): phosphatidate phosphatase activity
Source: RefSeq, a predicted model, not a curated record
AUGGAUGUGGUUGGUAAAGUUAGCAGCAUCCUUACUCAAGGCAUGUACUCUGUAGCCACGCCAUUUCACCCGUUUGGUGGGGCCGUCGACAUAAUUGUGGUUAAGCAACAAGAUGGGACGUUUAGGAGUACGCCUUGGUAUGUACGAUUUGGGAAAUUUCAGGGUGUUCUCAAGGGCGCGGAGAAGAUAGUGCAAGUUGAGGUUAAUGGUGUUGAAGCUGAUUUUCAUAUGUAUCUUGAUAACUCAGGCGAAGCAUACUUUAUUAGGGAAGUUGAUGAAGGUUCGAAUGGCUUGGACAAUCUUGAAGGUGGUGUAUGCAGCAACCAUUGCAAUAGUUUUCAUGACGGUGUAGGUGAAUUUAGUGGCCAAGAUAAUGACAAGGAAGAUGCACACCUAAAUAUUCGAGCAGAAAAGCUAAGGAGAGUUGAGUCUGAUGCUGCUGCGUACGUGUUCUAUGAGUUUUCAGAUGAACACACAUCUGUGGAAGGUUCACCUAAAAUCUCUGAAUAUAGUCCAAGUAGAUAUGACACUUUAGAUAGUGUGGAGCAUGCACUAGAAUCACAAGAGUCAAAUUCCGAGGUAGUUUUGGUGAGCGUGGAUGGCCAUAUACUGACUGCGCCCAUAUCAUCAUCUGAGAAGACGGCUGAAAAUGUGCAACUAAGCACUCCCCAAUUCCACCUUGGUCCUGGAGGCGGGACUGAAGAGUAUAAUUCAGGUGAAGGUAAUUUGGCUUCUGAUAGCUUGUCUGAUAUCCAUAGAGUUGGAGACACAUGUGAGACAAAUAGUUUGUCUUCCGAACACCAUCAAGCUCGAGAUGCACAGCAUACGGGAGGAACUCAGGACAAAACUAAUAGUGACAAGUUAUGCAUUGAAAGUAGUCCUGAUAACAACUCAAUUGGUAUGGAGAGGAAGGAUACCUUUCAGAGUUGCUUGGAGCUCUCACAAUUGGCCAUACACUCCAAUCAAGAAAAUCCGUGCUCGUCAAUUAAGAUUGAUGAGACUACUGGAUGUCCAAUCAACGACUCUUCUCCAGAUUUGCAUGUUGAAGCAACAACUCAAGGAAAAUAUGGUUGUGGAAUGGAUUACGAUGGUUGUUCUGAUCGGUUGCGUGUUCAAAUUCCUAGCAACGAUCAGGGAUCACAUGAGCAAGUGGAUGUGAAAAAAAAUCAAAGUGACAUGGAAGAUCCUGCUGCUCCUGAAUCUUGUAAAGGCAAACUUGUAAGAAUAAGUACAGAAGCUCCAGUGGAAUUCCCAAGAUCAGAUGGCAUUACAGCGUUGGAGAUAUCUCUUUGUGGAAACUUGCUUCAUGCUGGAAUGGGAUCGCGUGCAGCAGACACCGUUUUUAAUGCAAACCUCAUAUCACCCGAGGAAUUUAAAGCUUCAGGAGAAUUUAUCAUAAAGAAUCAAAACUUAAUUGUUAGAAUACAAGGGAAGUACUUGCCCUGGCGCAAAGCUGCACAUGUUGUUCUUGGUAUAGCAGCUUUUGAUUUUGAGUUACUGGUCAACCCCAAUGAUGUAAUACAUGUGGACAUAGGGAUGACAGAUGUAGAAGACGAUGAUUCGGGAAUGCCUUUGACUCCAUCGCGCAGAUGGAGGCUUUGGCCAAUCCCAUUUAGGAAGGUUAAGACACUUGAGCAUACUAGUAGUAUGUCAUCUGAAGAAGCUUAUCUGGAUUCCGAGGCUGUCUCACCCAGCCAUUCUACAUCAACAACAUCCGGAUAUCCAGCAACCGAUUCUCCUCGCAAGCAAAUUAUAAGAACCAAUGUCCCUAACACUGAUCAAAUCGAAUCUUUAAAUCUUAAAGAGGGACAAAAUAUGGUGAAUUUUGUUUUCUCGACUCUAGUCCUGGGACCCCAAAAGGUUGAAGCUCAUAUAUACUUAUGGAAGUGGAAUACACGCAUUGUAAUUUCAGAUGUUGACGGGACAAUUACCAAGUCUGAUGUUCUUGGCCAGUUUAUGCCUUUAGUAGGAAAAGACUGGACGCAUUCUGGGAUAGCUCAUCUUUUUUCUGCUAUAAAGGAGAAUGGAUACCAACUCCUAUUUCUAAGCGCACGGGCAAUUGUUCAAUCGUACUUGACAAAAAGUUUUCUAUUCAAUCUCAAACAGGAUGGCAAGAGCUUACCAACCGGACCUGUUGUUAUUUCCCCUGAUGGUUUAUUUCCUUCAUUAUAUCGGGAGGUGAUAAGAAGAGCUCCCCAUGAAUUCAAAAUCGCAUGUUUAGAGGAUAUAAAGGCACUGUUUCCUCCGGAAUACAAUCCGUUUUAUGCUGGAUUUGGAAACCGAGACACAGAUGAACUCAGUUACCGUAAGAUUGGGAUUCCAAAGGGAAAGAUCUUCAUCAUCAACCCUAAGGGGGAGGUUGCCAUCAAUCAUUGCAUCGAUCUGAAAUCAUACACUUCAUUGCACACACUCGUGAACGAUAUGUUUCCCUCGACCUCCAUGGUCGAGCAGGAAGACUAUAACUCGUGGAAUUACUGGAAGAUGCCAUUGUUCGACCUUGACAAUAUGUAGGUUGUAUUUAUGUUUGUGUCGUUGGUUUGCGCCUGUCAAAAUGUCUGUUCACUGUUUUUGGAUUAGUGAGGAGUUGUGAAUAGCAAAUAAUUGUAGGAAACUCAUUUGUGUACCAUAGAAAUGAAACUCCGACCUAGGAAAUUUGUAAGCCUCCAUUCGG